AUGUCGAACGAGAAGAGCGGCUCCUUGGAGAUAACAGACAUCGUGAGCUAUAUUCCUGGCCACUGCAGGACGACUCGUUGAUCCUGUCCAGAAACAUGUCGAGGAUAUUCACCAUGACGGCAAAGAGAAUGGUCUCAACGUUGCCGCCGCUCUCCAUGACAGUGACAUCGAAAAGCAUCCGUCGACAGACGUAGACCACAAGCAAGUCCAACGAAUCGUUCGAAGGAUUGACCUCAGAUUAUUGCCAGUUCUCGCGACCGUCUACUCCUUCGCUCUCAUCGACCGAGUCAAUCUGCCAAAUGCUCGCAUUGCAGGAAUGGACCAAGAUUUGUCACUGUCUACUGGGAGCCGAUAUACGCUCGUCACGAUGAUUUUCUUCAUCCCGUACGUGAUUUUCCAGUUCCCAGCGAACAUCAUCAUCCGAAAGCUGGGAGCUUGUCUCUGGCUCUCGAGUCUAGUUUGCGCCUGGGGAAUCGUCUCCAUCGGCAUAGGCUUCACCCAGAGAUGGACAGAGCUUCUCGGGUGCAGAGUCUUGUUGGGCAUAUUGGAAGCUGGUUACUAUCCCGGGUGUAUCUUUCUACUGUCCUGCUGGUACCUGCGGUUCGAAGUGCAGAAACGCUUCAGUGCUUUCUAUCUCCUGGCGCUUCUCUCAUCCGGCUUUUCGAACAUCCUCGCAUAUGGACUGAGCCAGAUGGAAGGAGUUGGAGAGUUGCGAGGAUGGCGCUGGAUCUUCAUCCUGGAGGGCAUCAUCACGGUCGCUCUGGGCUUGCUCGGCUAUGUUUUUAUCAUUGACUUUCCGGACAAGUCGACCAACCCGGGACUUCUUCUACGCAAGCCAUUCUUGACGAUCGACGAGGCCAGUAUCGUACUCGAGAGAAUCGACAAGGACAGAGGAGAUGCAGUAGUUGACAAACUCACGCCGAAGAAAGUUCUCUCUUACCUGCGAGACUGGAAGGUAGGUGUGUCUGCGAUGAAGAAUUCUACUUGAAGGUUGUUGAACGAUCGCGCUCUAGAUAUGGGAAUACGCCUGGCUCUACCUCCUCAACAACACCGUCACCUACUCGUUCGGCUUCUUCCUUCCCAUCAUCCUCAAAGGAGAUAUGGGCUACUCAACCGCAAUGUCCCAAGUCCUUGCCUUCCCACCCUACGUCGCCGCCGCUCCUUGGAUGUUCCUCACUGCAUGGCUCGCAGACCAUUACCACAAGCGAGGCGUCGUCCUCAUAUUCAACUGUGCCGCCGCGGUCGUAGGAGUAGCGAUGAUGGGCUUCGCAAUCUCGAGCCCAGCAACACGCUACGCAGGCGUGUUUCUUGGGGUAUGCGGAUCCAACAGCAAUGUGCCUACAAUACUGAGCUACAUGCAUAACAACAUCGUGGGACAGAUGAAGAGAUCAGUAGCGAGUGCUCUGAUCAUCGGAGGAGGAGCGAUCGGCGGGAUUGUAGCGUCGAACAUUUUUCGACAACAAGAUGCACCCAGGUAUAUGCCCGCGAUGGCGACGGUGAUUGCUACGCAGGCCAUGAGUAUCUUGCAUGUUGUGAAGAAUUUCUAUGUGUAUGGAAGGAUGAAUAGGAUGGCCGAGAGGGAUGAGCUCGUGUUGGAGGGUCAGGAUGGUUUCAGGCAGACAUUGUAA
Molecule: messenger RNA, 1628 nt
Organism: Lecanosticta acicola
Lineage: Eukaryota; Fungi; Ascomycota; Dothideomycetes; Mycosphaerellales; Mycosphaerellaceae
Source: the annotation of a GenBank genome assembly